AUGAUUAAUGUCAGGGAUGCCGAUAAUUGCAUGAUUUUCAUAUUCUCAGAGAUACUCCGUAGUGUAAGGUACAGUCGGCGGCGCAGACCAGUGAAAUCUUCGAGACCUUCUCGGCCUUUAUCGGUGAGUCGCAUUUUUCUUUUCUCUGUGCACUCAACAGGUCUGAGUCAACAAUUGUUUUCAACUAUCUUCUCGUAUUCUGUCUCUUCAUUUUUUUCACUUUUCAUGCCUUAA
Molecule: messenger RNA, 234 nt
Organism: Penicillium expansum
Lineage: Eukaryota; Fungi; Ascomycota; Eurotiomycetes; Eurotiales; Aspergillaceae
Exons: 1
Coding region: 1-234 (77 amino acids)
Source: RefSeq, a predicted model, not a curated record